UUUUUAAGAAGAUUCCCAUUGCCUCUGCCACGAAAAUUGGUUUUAGACACUUCUGUCUGACAGUAUGAAAGAAAAGGAAGAAUAUGUGUGGAUUUAAAAUUACUGUAUUUAUCAAGUUGUGGAUUGAGAAGUACUGGGGAUAGUGCUUGCUCUGUUGCUCAUUGUACAUCUACUGCAAAUUGUUUCUGAUGCAGCUGAGAAAAAUGCAGACCCUUAAAAAGGAACACGGACCUGUUGACACAAGUAGCAAUGUCGACAAAAUCAUGGUACUUAAGUCUACUUUAGCAGAAGUGUCUGAAGAAUUGUCUACAAAUGAAGAUAUACUACUUACUGAAGCAAGUAGUGGAAAAAGCAAAUCUUCAGCUUGCCGGAGAAAGCGAGAAUUCAUUCCAGAUGAAAAGAAAGAUGCUAUGUAUUGGGAGAAAAGGCGGAAAAAUAAUGAAGCUGCCAAAAGAUCUCGUGAAAAACGACGACUGAAUGACCUUGUCUUAGAGAACAAACUAAUUGCACUGGGAGAGGAGAAUGCCACUUUGAAGGCAGAGCUGCUUUCGUUGAAGCUGAAGUUUGGUUUAAUUAGUUCUACAGCCUAUGCCCAAGAGAUACAGAAACUCAGUAGCUCAACAACUGUGUAUUUCCAAGACUAUCAGAGUUCCAAAUCAAAUAUUAACUCGUUUGUAGAUGAACAUGAACCAUCUAUAGUUGGUAGCAGUUGUAUUUCUGUCAUUAAACAUUCUCCUCAAAGCUCAAUGUCUGAUGUGUCUGAAAUGUCAUCCAUAGAGCACACUCAACCAAGUCGUAUACAAAGCAACUGCAGAAGUCCUGAAAACAAGUUCCAGAUUAUAAAACAGGAGCCCAUGGAACUGGAGAGAGAGCCACGAGAUGACAGAGGUUCAUAUAAAGCAUCCAUAUAUCCAAACUACAUGGGAGCUGCCUUUAAUGUGUACUCACAUUCUCCUCCUCUCCUGCAAGUUAAUAGGUCCUCCAGUAAUUCCCCUAGAACGUCAGAAACUGAUGAUGGUGUAGUUGGAAAGUCAUCUGAUGGAGAAGAUGAACAGCAGGUUCCUAAGGGUCCAAUCCAUUCCCCAGUUGAACAUAAAAAUGUUCAUGCAACAGUUAAAGUUCCAGAAGUGAAUUCUUCAGCUUUGCCUCACAAGCUUCGAAUUAAAGCCAAAGCCAUGCAAGUUAAAGUGGAAGCAAUGGAUAAUGACUAUGAUGCAACACAGAAAUUGUCAUCACCCAUUGACAUGUCCUCAAAAAGACAUUUUGAGCUUGAAAAACAUGGUGCACAAAACUUAGUGCAUUCUUCUCACACUCCUUUCUCAGUUCAAGUGACUAACAUCCAAGAUUGGUCACUUAAACCAGAACUCUGGCAUCAGAAGGAACUCAAUGUAAAAAUUCAGAGUGGUUGCAAAACUGGAGUUGUUGAAAUAAAAGACAAUAUCUACAAUGUCUCUGAGUCAGAGAACCUGUAUUUGAAGCAGGGCAUAGCAAGCUUAUCUGCAGAGGUUGCUUCACUUAAAAGACUUAUAACUACACAACGAAUCUCUGCAUCAGACUCUGGUUAAAUUACUACUGAAUAAAGGAUGUCAGUUGCAGUAGAUCAGUAUGUUUUGUAUUAUGCUAAAUUUUCACUGGACUUGUGAUGUCAUUUCACUGUAAUGUUCACAUAAUGUCUAAUUGGUGUCUUUUUGUGCACAAAUUAUCAUGAAGGCUAGGUUGUGUUAUGAUCACUAUGCCUUGUGUAUAGUCAAGUAGCCUGUACAAGGGCUGUAUAUAGUGAACUUUAUUUUCUUUUUGUUCAACUAUAAAGUGUGCAAGUUACCAGUUACAAUAAAAUAUUGGUGACAAACA
Molecule: messenger RNA, 1851 nt
Organism: Mesitornis unicolor (brown roatelo)
Lineage: Eukaryota; Metazoa; Chordata; Aves; Mesitornithiformes; Mesitornithidae
Gene: NFIL3
Product: nuclear factor, interleukin 3 regulated
Exons: 1
Coding region: 189-1565 (458 amino acids)
Biological process (GO): DNA-templated transcription; regulation of DNA-templated transcription; circadian rhythm
Cellular component (GO): nucleus
Molecular function (GO): DNA binding; DNA-binding transcription factor activity
Source: RefSeq, a predicted model, not a curated record